AUGCUCAUUGUCUCUCCCCUUCAUAUUAACGGUUUGCGGCAGGCUCUGGCGCACACUGCGCAAUGCUGGAUACGCAAAGCUGAUUCCACGCGCGCCGCGUCUGCCACCAGCAUAACGAGGGAUGCGGAGGAGGUGGGACACAGUGGCCGGGGGACCUUUUUUCAGCCGUCGUUGCUAGCAAACCUGCCCAACGGCCGCUGCGUCGUAAAGGACAUCUUGCCUGCGCAAGGUUCCACGGGCAAAUACGGCCAUGUAGAGCUUCGCUCGUUGAUAGCACCCUCUACUUCCAGGAGUUUGCGGAUCGCGAGGAUGGCGGGUACAGAGGGCGAGCGUGGCUCAGAGCAGGAGAGUUGA
This is a messenger RNA of Pleurotus ostreatus (oyster mushroom), 354 nucleotides long. RefSeq lists its product as uncharacterized. The transcript is spliced from 3 exons. NCBI's taxonomy places the organism in Eukaryota, Fungi, Basidiomycota, Agaricomycetes, Agaricales, Pleurotaceae. The record is from RefSeq and is a predicted model, not a curated record. Bases 1 to 354 code for a protein of 117 amino acids.